Messenger RNA from Saxophila tyrrhenica, 804 nucleotides. RefSeq lists its product as uncharacterized. Bases 1 to 804 code for a protein of 267 amino acids. The transcript has a single exon. Lineage: Eukaryota; Fungi; Ascomycota; Dothideomycetes; Mycosphaerellales; Extremaceae. Gene Ontology annotation, cellular component: transcription factor TFIIH holo complex. The record is from RefSeq and is a predicted model, not a curated record.
AUGGCCUCCCCACCACCAGGCGGCUUCAUCCUCUCCCCCCCACCAUCCUCCAUCGGCUCAUCCUCCCUUCAGCACGGCGCGGCCUCCCUCCCCCAUCCGCGCAACUCGCCCCUCCGACCCGGCGGCACCAAAGAAUCCACCUUCAUCCGCUACGCCGACACCCGCCUCCUCCACAUCCAGCGCCGCUUCGCCAAACGCACCACCCUCUCGCACCCCAACUUGAGCGACGAAGGCCGCGAGAACGCAGACGCAUGGGGAGAUGUGAAGGGCUACACGAGCAUGAAAGAGGCGUGUCGCGAUAUCGCGGAUCUGGCGUCGGUCGUCUGGGUGUCUGGGACGCCGUCGUUGCAAGUGCCGUAUUUGCUGAAUCUGGGGCUGUUGCUGAGUUCAGUGAUUGCGGCUAUGCCUCCGAGUCCUAAAGCGCUGUUUAGACUGCUGGGGAUGUUGGACCGGGCGUUCGCCGGGUUGUUGCAGGGACGCGAUGUUGAGACGGGCGAGGCGCUGCCGGGGUUGGAGGCGGGGAGGAGGGGGGUGAGUGGGACGGAGAAGGUGAGGGUUAGGAGUUUGGUUGAGAGGACUCGAGUUGGGGUUGUGGAGGCUUUUAAGAGGGGAGAGUUUGAGGAGGAGGAAGAUGAGAUGGAGGUUGAUGAGGAUGAUGGCUUGGUAUUGGAGGGCGAUGCGAUGGAAGAGGAAGAGGAGAGCUGGGAUAUGUUGAUUGCGAAGGUCUAUGAUCGGACUGUGGUGGAAUUGGGAGAUAGUUUGGAAGGACCAAGUAUUGGCAUCAUUACGGAGGGGAGGGGGUAG